Messenger RNA from Camelus dromedarius (Arabian camel), 3468 nucleotides. It is a transcript of the gene BNIP3L, whose product is annotated as BCL2 interacting protein 3 like. Gene Ontology annotation, biological process: mitochondrial outer membrane permeabilization; defense response to virus; positive regulation of apoptotic process. Gene Ontology annotation, cellular component: mitochondrial envelope; nuclear envelope; endoplasmic reticulum. The transcript has 6 exons. Lineage: Eukaryota; Metazoa; Chordata; Mammalia; Artiodactyla; Camelidae. The record is from RefSeq and is a predicted model, not a curated record. The coding region runs from base 94 to 756 and encodes 220 amino acids.
CAGAAAAGGGGGCGGGGGACUCGGCUUGUUGUGUUGCUGCCCGAGGACCGGAGACAGUCCUGCUCCGGCCGCAGCUCUUCCAGCCGCCCGACAAUGUCGUCCCAUUUAGUAGAGCAGCCGCCGCCCCCGCACAACAACAACAACAACAACUGCGAAGAAGGGGAACAGCCUCUGCCCCCGCCAGCCGGCCUCAACAGUUCCUGGGUGGAGCUCCCCAUGAACAGCAGCAAUGGCAAUGAUAAUGGCAAUGGGAAAAACGGGGGGCUAGAACACGUGCCCUCCUCAUCCUCUAUCCACAAUGGAGACAUGGAGAAGAUCCUCUUGGAUGCACAACAUGAAUCUGGACAGAGUAGCUCAAGAGGCAGUUCUCACUGUGACAGCCCUUCCCCACAGGAAGACGGGCAGAUCAUGUUUGACGUGGAGAUGCGCACCAGCAGGGACCACAGCUCUCAGUCAGAAGAAGAAGUUGCAGAAGGAGAGAAAGAGGUAGAUGCUUUGAAGAAAAGUGUAGACUGGGUGUCUGACUGGUCCAGUAGACCUGAAAACAUCCCACCCAAGGAGUUCCACUUCAGGCACCCGAAACGUUCUGUGUCUUUAAGCAUGAGGAAGAGCGGAGCCAUGAAGAAAGGGGGUAUUUUCUCUGCAGAGUUUCUUAAGGUGUUCAUUCCAUCCCUCUUCCUCUCUCACGUUUUGGCUUUGGGGCUGGGCAUCUACAUUGGAAAACGACUGAGCACACCUUCUGCCAGCACCUACUGAGGGAGAGAAGAGCCCUGGGAAGGCGUGUGACUCGUAAAGUGGUGUAUUGUCACAGUAGUUUAUUUGAACUUGAGACCAUUGUAAGCAUGAAUCAACCUGCCGCCCUAUUUUUACAUAUCCAAGUUCCAGUAACUCUCAAAUCCAGUAUUCAAACUCUUUUGAGGCAUUUUACUAACCUCAUUCCCUUUUUGGCCUGUAAAACACUUUAGAAUUUCCUAACAGAGUUUACUGUUGUUUAGAAAUUGCAAGGGCUUCUUUUCCGCAAAUGCCACCAGCAGAUUAUAAUUUUGUCAACAAAGCUGUUAUCUUCUUUUAGUACCUACAGACCACAGACCUAUACCUGCAUCAUUCAUGGGAUAAAUUUAACACUUGCAGGAUACCUCCCGUCUCUCUCUCAAAACCAAGAUCAGGUUAGCAAAUGAUAUAAAAGCUGUGUUGUUUUGUUUCUCAAGACAAAGGCAGGCUUCCCUAAGCUUGAAUUUAUAGUUAAUUCAAAACAAAAGGAAACAAAAACAAAUGGAAAAAAACAAGAUGCAAGAAAAAAAGUAUCCUGGGCAAUAAAAAAUUAUUUUAAACCAGUUUUGGAACCACUUUUUGUGUAAGCCUCUUAAUGGCGCCUUUUAAUUCGUAGGAGGCAGGCUGUUUAAAUGAUAGGGAGGAAAUGGAAGGGCUAAGACGCGCCAGCAGACGUUAAUACCAGUGUGUUAACAGCACGCUCUUCUGUGGUGUAGAAUCUCUCUCUGGUAGGGAACGUCUCAGGCCCAGAAAUCUAUGAAAUCGCUUUUGGGGAUUUUUGUGUGUUUGGUAUUUUUUAUGUUUAUUAGCUGCACGUGAAUUUGUCAUGACUUUCUUUAAAUUUUUUCUUUCCUUUUUUAAAUUUUUUUCCUAAGAGGCUCUGGAAUGAGUUCCAAUUUGUGGUGUAAAUACAGGCUUCUUGUUUUAGGAAGCAUCACUUAUACUCUGAAGCCUUUCAACUCUGAAGAUGACUGUUUCAGAGUUAUUCCAAGCCUUGGGCGACUUUGCAAAGCAGACUUGGGUUGUGGGAACAGCUGACAGAGUUCUGAAGAGAUGCCAUGUGUCUCCUUCCGCACCCUCCCUUUCUGGUGUUCACUGUGCCACCUCCCCGAGGGGCUCCUGUGAUUCUGCGGGCGCUGGCCGUUUCCUCCUGUAGCCUUCUUUUCAGUUACAUGAAACUCCUACUAAAGUUCCAGAACACUCAGCAAUUUCCUCUACUGAUACACUUUCUUUGUUCGUUUCUAAAAUGUGAAGCUUUAGGACCAAAUUGUUAGAAAGCGUCAGGACUACCGAUUAUUUCAAGUAGGUUUACUGGAUUUCAGAACCCCCAGCAUGACUCUGACGGAUACUGUGGUAUGUUUUAUACAUAAAUAAUUACUAUUGAAUAUUUAGAGAACCACCAGGAAUUUUAAAACUAGCAAUCUAUUCAGUAAAUGAAGUGCACCAGGUUGACGUAGAUGCACUAUGACAACCAGGUUUGCCAGGCUGCCGCGACUCUCCUCUCUCUCACAUCAAGUUUUGUAAAAAUUGAUGUGCUAUAGAGGGAAAUAACAUGCAGAUUAAACAAAAAAACUAAGUUCUGAGUACCUUUAUUCAAGAAUAUAGCUGGCUGUCUUUAAGAAGGAUGAUAUAUCCAGGUAGUUUUCUGAAUUAUUUUGCUUUGUUUUUCUUUCUAGGUUUUGAUGUCUAAAUAAUUUUGGACAUCUUUUUAUUCUACCUUGUUUCUGUCUUACUCACAAGCCUGGUAACACUUGAUUUGCCUUCCAUGACCUGUUUAUUUCAAGGCUUCAUAUUUGAACUUCUUAGAGAAGAAAGCAAAUCUGAUGGCCCACUGAUUUUGAAAAAGCCUGAAUAAAAUUGGAAAGGCCGGUAAAGAGACCUAAAUAGCUGAACUGUUAAAAUGUAUAGUUUGUGUUACAGUUGGUACCUUGGGAGAGAAAAGUAAAAUUAUACUUAAAGACAAGGCAACUUUUUAUAGGCAACCCAUUGCUCUCUUUUGAAACUCAGUAGUAAUCCUGUCAGGAGUGUGAUUUGAAUUUAGGUAUAUUUACAAUUUUUUUCAACAUUGAAAAUAAAUGUAGCUCUGCCCCUUUUAAUAGCUGUGAAAUUUUGAACUAUUACUUAAAACAUGAAUACAUGAUCACAGUAGAACUGAAUCAUAUUAAGAUGAAAUCGUGCAGUAUUUAUUGAUGACCCUAACAUGCGGGAUGAAUGUUUAUGCUCCCACCCAGAUUGGUGUUGAGUGGAAACAGACUGUGGGAUGGGAAAGGAGACUUUGACAAUUAACAGUUGACAGUUUUAAGAUUAAUGUUGAAAAAGCUUUACACCUGUUUACAAUUUGGGGACGAAAAGGCAGGCUUCAUUUUUCUUAUGUUUGAUGAAAACUGGCUUAAAAUAUUUGUAAAUAUAAUCAAGAGCAAAACUGUGCAAACUUGCACAUUGAGAAGUGCAGCGAGUUACUUUGAUUGCAGUAAAAAUAUUUACUAUUCUCAAGAAUGAAAAUUGAAGACUUAGCCAGUCAGAUGAAUUUUUAAAUGAACCAGUUGUUGAAACGAUCGGAAUUAACUGAGCCAAAGUGAUUACGCGUCUCAUUCUUCAUCUGUUUAGUUAGCACUUUGUAUCACUGUAUACAGUUUACAACACAUGUAUAACUUGUAGCUACAAACAUUUUGUGCCAUUAAAGCUCUCACAAAACUC